Salpingoeca rosetta is the source of this 1371-nucleotide messenger RNA. Its product is annotated as glutathione reductase. Bases 1 to 1371 code for a protein of 456 amino acids. Gene Ontology annotation, molecular function: glutathione-disulfide reductase (NADPH) activity; NADP binding; flavin adenine dinucleotide binding. NCBI's taxonomy places the organism in Eukaryota, Choanoflagellata, Craspedida, Salpingoecidae. Gene Ontology annotation, cellular component: mitochondrion; cytosol. The record is from RefSeq and is a predicted model, not a curated record. The transcript is spliced from 10 exons. Gene Ontology annotation, biological process: cell redox homeostasis; glutathione metabolic process; cellular response to oxidative stress.
AUGAGUGCCGCUGUGCGGAGGUUUGGCCUGCUGGUGCUUGGCGGCGGCAGCGGCGGACUCGGCUGCGCGCGUCGUGCUGCAGAGCUGGGCGCCAAUGCCGCUGUUGUGGAGAUGGGCCGUAUGGGCGGCACCUGCGUGAACGUGGGCUGCGUGCCGAAGAAGAUCAUGUACUACGCAGGAACAAUAGCAGAGGCACUGCACGAUGCCAAGGACUAUGGGUUCGACGUCACCGUAAACAAGCCGUUUGACUGGGCUACCAUCAAGAGGAAGCGCGAUGCAUACAUCACAAGGCUUAACGGCAUCUACGACAGCAACCUGGAGAAGGACAACGUGGAGAAGAUUGUGGGGAGGGCCAAGUUCGUGGACGCCAAGACGGUGGACGUGGACGGGCAGCUGUACACGGCGGACCACAUUGUCGUGGCGACUGGCGGGUUUCCGACCAUGCCGCAGGUCCCCGGCAUCGAGCACGCGAUCAACAGCGACGGGUUCUUCGAGCUCGAGGAGCUGCCGAAGAAGUCUGUCGUGUGCGGCGCCGGGUACAUUGCCAUUGAGAUGGCCGGCAUCCUCAACGCCCUCGGCAGCGAUGUCACCCUCUGCAUCCGACACGAGGAGUUCCUGCGGACGUUUGAUCCGCUUGUCCGGGAAGUGGUGAUGGAGGAGAUGACCAAAGCCGGCGUCAAGAUCCUCAAGAACUCUUGCAUCAGCAGCAUUGAGAAGACUGACGGCGGCCUCAAUGCAAAGUUCACGAUUGACAAGGCGGAUGAACACGUCAUCUCUGGCUGCGACACGGUGCUGAUGGCCAUCGGCCGCCGCCCGCUCACGGACAUCGGCCUCGACAAGGCGGGUGUGAAGCUGACGCACAAGGGCCACAUUGCUGUUGACGAGUGGCAGCAGACGUCGGCUGCGAAUGUGUAUGCGCUCGGUGAUGUGUGCGGCAAGUUCGAGCUCACCCCAGUUGCGAUUGCGACGGGGCGGAAGCUUGCGCACCGGCUGUUUGAGCCGAACCCCAAGUCGAAGCAGGACUUUGAGUGCAUCCCCACGGUGGUGUUCAGCCAUCCGCCAACGGGCACGUGCGGCAUGACGGAGGACGAGGCGAAGGACGCCUUUGGUGCCGACAACAUCAAGAUUUACAAGACACGCUUCACCCCAAUGUACCACGCGAUGAUGGAGCGGAAGACGACGACGGCGAUGAAGCUUGUCUGCGCCGGCCCCGAGGAGCGGGUUGUUGGACUGCACAUGGUUGGUCUUGGCUGUGAUGAGAUGCUGCAGGGCUUUGGCGUUGCCAUGAAGAUGGGCGCAACAAAGGCCCAGUUUGACUCGUGCGUUGCCAUCCACCCCACCUCGUCGGAAGAACUGGUCACCAUGCGCUGA